Messenger RNA from Megalops cyprinoides (Indo-Pacific tarpon), 663 nucleotides. RefSeq names its product myomaker, myoblast fusion factor (gene mymk). The record is from RefSeq and is a predicted model, not a curated record. Bases 1 to 663 code for a protein of 220 amino acids. NCBI's taxonomy places the organism in Eukaryota, Metazoa, Chordata, Actinopteri, Elopiformes, Megalopidae. The transcript has 5 exons. Gene Ontology annotation, cellular component: plasma membrane.
AUGGGGGCACUUAUUGCCAAGAUGCUGCUUCCAACCGUAAGCAGUCUAGUGUUCCUACCAGCAGCCAGUGUGGCAGCUAAAAGAGGUUUCCACAUGGAGGCCAUGGUCUACUUCUUCACCAUGUUCUUCACUGCGAUUUACCACGCAUGUGACGGUCCUGGGCUUUCCAUCCUAUGUUUCAUGAAGUAUGAGAUUCUGGAAUACUUCAGUGUCUAUGGCACAGCAAUCUCCAUGUGGGUCACCCUGCUAGCCUUGGGAGACUUUGAUGAACCCAAGCGCUCCACCUUAACCAUGUUUGGGAUCCUAACCACUGCUGUUAGAAUCUACCAGGACCGCUGGGGGUAUGGGGUUUACUCUGGACCCAUCGGAACAGCUGUGCUGAUGAUCACCAUCAAAUGGCUGCAGAAGAUGAAGGAGAAGAAAGGACUUUACCCAGAAAAGAGUGUGUACACACAGCAGGUGGGACCAGGCUGCUGCUUUGGGGCCCUUGCCUUGAUGCUACGAUUCUACUUUGAGGAGUGGGAUUAUGCCUACGUCCACAGUUUCUACCACCUAUCACUGGUGGUAUCCUUUGUGUUGCUGCUGCCCAGGACUAACCGGCUUGGAGGGACAGGACGCAAUGCUACCAAACUCAACUGCUACACUCUGUGUUGCUGUGUAUGA